AUGGACGACUCGUCGCCCCCCGAGAGUAUCGACAACACCAAGGAGAAGAAGAAGAGCAGAAGACCCGCGAAUACCGCGUUUCGCCAGCAACGAUUGAAGGCAUGGCAGCCAAUCCUCACGCCUAAGACGGUCAUUCCGCUCUUCUUCGUCAUAGGAAUUAUAUGCGCACCUAUUGGUGGACUAUUGAUUUAUGCUAGCUCUACAGUUAAAGAACUUCGCAUCGAUUACACCGACUGCUUUCGGAAUUCUCCUACCAACGAAGCCAAACUAAUGGACACGAGUUUGGUCUUUCCAUCUUUCAGAGAUAACAAUACAAUCAACGCCAUGUGGCAACAUUCUUUAACUAACCAAAGUUAUGGCAACCACCUUGUUCAGAAUCUCACCAAGUGCACUCUGACAUUUGCGAUACCUGAAGAGAUGGCCCCUCCAGUUCUUCUCUACUACCGCCUUGAAAAUUUUUACCAAAAUCAUCGCCGCUACGUCCAGUCCUUCUUUGAUAAACAGCUUGCCGGCGAUGAUGUCUCACUUGUCGAUGUUUUUGAUUCCAAUUGCGAGCCCCUAGCUACAACUAAUGGUACACAUCCGAACUCGAGAGCUUAUUAUCCUUGUGGCCUGAUUGCCAACUCGUUAUUCAACGACACGUUCCAAAGCCCCAUAUUUUUGAACCCACCAGGUUCAAAUGGUCCAGAGGGUAACGAGACUUAUGUUAUGAAGAACACUUCGAUCGCCUGGGAAUCGGAUAAAGAGCUAUAUAAGCCCAGGGUGAGCACCGACUAUACCGGAAUCGUCCCGCCCCCUAACUGGCAGAUCCGGUAUCCCGAUGGCAACUAUUCUACUGAAAAUCCUCCGCCCAACUUGCACGAAGACGAACACUUCAUUGUGUGGAUGCGUACAGCGGGUUUGCCGACUUUCAGCAAACUGUAUAUGCGGAACGAUACGAGCCCUAUGAGAAUAGGUAUCUAUUCUAUGGAUAUUAUUGAUAAUUUCCGUACGGAUCAGUACCAGGGCAGGAAGAGUAUUGUCAUUACAACGCUGUCCGUCAUGGGCGGCAAAAACAACUUCCUAGGUAUUCUGUGGCUCGUUGUCGGUGGCUUCUGUAUCGUAUUAGCGUUAGUGUUCCUCGUCACGAAUCUUAUCAAGCCCCGGAAGCUCGGUGACCACACCUAUCUAUCGUGGAACAACGCCCCAUCCUCCGCGGCCGCGAAGGGCAAAGGCAAGGCGUCCGGCCCAACGAUAGGUAUGGCGACCGGUCGCGAUCUGUCGUAG
Daldinia childiae is the source of this 1266-nucleotide messenger RNA. Its product is annotated as Meiotically up-regulated gene 89 protein. The transcript is spliced from 3 exons. The coding region runs from base 1 to 1266 and encodes 421 amino acids. Lineage: Eukaryota; Fungi; Ascomycota; Sordariomycetes; Xylariales; Hypoxylaceae. The record is from RefSeq and is a predicted model, not a curated record. Gene Ontology annotation, cellular component: plasma membrane; Golgi apparatus; endoplasmic reticulum.